AUGGAGCAGUGGCGGCAGUGCGGGCGCUGGCUCAUCGACUGCAAGGUCCUGCCGCCCAGCCACCGCGUCGUGUGGCCCUCGGCCGUGGUCUUCGACCUGGCGCAGGCGCUGCGCGACGGCGUCCUCCUGUGCCAGCUGCUGCACAACCUCUGCCCCGGCUCCAUCGACCUCAAGGACAUCAACUUCCGGCCGCAGAUGUCCCAGUUCCUGUGUCUGAAGAAUAUACGCACCUUCCUUAAAGUCUGCCACGAUAAAUUUGGAUUAAGAAACAGCGAGCUGUUCGACCCCUUUGACCUCUUCGAUGUCCGGGACUUUGGAAAGGUCAUCUCCGCGGUGUCGAGACUCUCCCUGCACAGCAUCGCUCAGAACAAAGGGAUCAGGCCUUUUCCCUCAGAGGAGACCGCAGAAAAUGACGAUGACGUCUACCGCAGCCUGGAGGAGCUGGCUGACGAGCAUGACCUGGGGGAGGACAUCUACGACUGCGUCCCGUGUGAGGAUGAAGGGGACGACAUCUAUGAGGACAUCAUCAAAGUGGAGGUGCAGCAGCCCAUGAAGAUGGGCAUGACAGAGGACGACAAGCGGAACUGCUGCCUGCUGGAGAUUCAGGAGACUGAGGCCAAGUACUACCGGACCCUGGAGGACAUUGAGAAGAGCUACAUGGGCCCCCUGCGGCUGGUGCUGAGUCCGGCGGACAUGGCAGCUGUCUUCAUCAACCUGGAGGACCUGAUUAAGGUGCAUCACAGCUUCCUGAGGGCCAUUGACGUGUCCAUGAUGGCGGGGGGCAGCACUUUGGCCAAGGUCUUCCUUGAUUUCAAGGAAAGGCUCCUGAUCUACGGAGAGUACUGCAGCCACAUGGAGCAUGCCCAGAACACACUGAACCAGCUCCUUGCCAGCCGGGAGGACUUCAGGCAGAAAGUCGAGGAGUGCACGCUGAAGGUCCAGGAUGGGAAGUUUAAGCUGCAGGACCUGCUGGUCGUGCCCAUGCAGAGGGUGCUCAAAUACCAUCUGCUCUUGAAGGAACUUCUGAGCCAUUCUACUGACCGGCCUGAGAGGCAGCAGCUCAAGGAAGCACUGGAAGCCAUGCAGGACUUGGCAAUGUACAUAAAUGAAGUUAAACGGGACAAAGAGACCUUAAAGAAGAUCAGCGAAUUUCAGAGUUCUAUAGAGAACUUGCAGGUGAAACUGGAGGAGUUUGGGAGGCCAAAGAUUGAUGGGGAGCUGAAGGUCAGGUCCAUAGUCAACCACACCAAGCAGGACAGGUACUUGUUCCUGUUCGACAAGGUGGUCAUCGUCUGCAAGAGGAAGGGCUACAGCUAUGAGCUGAAGGAGAUCAUCGAGCUGCUCUUCCACAAGAUGACAGACGACCCCAUGAACACCAAGGACAUCAAGAAGUGGUCCUAUGGCUUCUACCUGAUUCACCUGCAAGGGAAGCAGGGCUUCCAGCUCUUCUGCAAGACGGAAGACAUGAAGCGAAAGUGGAUGGAGCAGUUCGAGAUGGCCAUGUCAAACAUCAAGCCGGACAAAGCCACUGCCAACCACCACAGCUUCCAGAUGCACACAUUUGGCAGGACCACCAACUGCCAGGCCUGCAAAAUGUUCCUCAGGGGCACCUUCUACCAGGGCUACCUGUGUACCAAGUGUGGUGUUGGGGCACACAAGGAGUGCCUGGAAGCAAUGCCUCCCUGCAAGAUCAGUUCGUCUGCAGACCCGGACACCUCCGGAGCGGGACCGGGUCCCAAGAUGGUGGCUGUGCAGAACUACCAUGGCAACCCGGCCCCUCCCGGAAAGCCUGUGCUGACCUUGCAGACGGGCGACGUGAUCGAGCUGCUGAGGGGAGAUCCUGAGUCUCAGUGGUGGGAGGGUCGGCUGGUGCAAACCAGGAAGUCGGGGUAUUUUCCUAGCUCAUCUGUGAAGCCCUGCCCUGUGGAUGGAAGGCCUCCCAUCAGCAGGCCUCCAUCCCGGGAGAUCGACUACACUGCCUACCCCUGGUUUGCAGGCAACAUGGAGCGGCAGCAGACAGACAACCUGCUCAAGUCCCACGCCAGCGGGACCUACCUCAUCAGGGAGCGGCCCGCCGAGGCCGAGCGCUUCGCCAUAAGCAUCAAGUUCAACGACGAGGUGAAACACAUCAAAGUGGUGGAGAAAGACAACUGGAUCCACAUCACGGAAGCAAAGAAGUUCGAAAGCCUUUUGGAGCUGGUGGAGUACUACCAGUGCCACUCGCUCAAGGAGAGCUUCAAGCAGCUGGACACCACGCUCAAGCACCCCUACAAGUCUCGGGAGCGUUCUGCCUGCAGGGCCUCCAGCCGAUCGCCAGCUUCCUGUGCUUCCUACAACUUUUCUUUUCUCAGUCCUCAGGGCCUCGGCUUUGCUGCUCAGGGCCCCUCCGCUCCCUUCUGGUCAGUGUUCACACCCCGGGUCAUCGGCACAGCUGUGGCCAGGUACAACUUUGCCGCCCGGGACAUGCGGGAGCUCUCGCUGCGGGAAGGCGACGUGGUGAGGAUCUACAGUCGCAUCGGCGGGGACCAGGGCUGGUGGAAGGGCGAGACAAACGGACGGAUUGGCUGGUUUCCUUCAACAUAUGUAGAAGAGGAAGGCAUCCAGUGAUGGCCAGAAUGUGGACAGGAUGCACAGUGAUGGCCAGAAUGUGGACAAGGACGCAUGGAUUUUCUUGGGAGAGUCGCUGCAGCUCUGAAGUCUGUCUCUAGCUCCUCCAUGAUUCAGAGGGGAAAUGUCCGCCAGCCUUCCAGUCUUCAACAGCCCGUAGGGAUGGGGAGUGUGUUCCAAAUCCUAAAUGCAAACUGUUUCAUCAUCAGUCUGCCCUCAGUGACCUGUCACUGGGUACACUUCUUGUACAUAGAGGAAAUCUGGGCCACCCCACCCAGAGUACUGAGGAGAGGGGGUGCCAGCAGCAUUGCCAGCCAGACUGUGGGUGAGAGCUGAGGCCAGAAGCUCAUUGCCUGCCACUGUUGGGCUGAGAUGGUGUUCAGGAGCCUAGGUUUAAACAGUGGAUGCCAACCCAGGGAGGGCUGGGGGCAGCAGAGGGGACCUUCCACAAGCCCUUUUGACUCAGCCCUGGACUCUGAGCUCACCUGUUUUUUCCUGCUGCUCCCAUAGGGAGGCUUCAGGCUUUGAGAGGCAGACAGGACCAGAGCCAGCUCUUUGCUGCGACACUGGCUUAGUCCUAGCUGGGCUUGGGUGCAGGAGAAGAGAGCAUUGCAGGGGGCCCUCUGCAGUCGCUCUGUCUCCCUGGGACUUUCCCUGACUUCCUCACCUCCUUGCACCGUGGGGCAUGCAGAGACCCCCAGGGCAGACUCCACCUCGGGAAAGUCCUUAGGAAUGAUGAAAUUGCUAGCCCCACUCCCUAGGCAAUGGUACUGUUAUUUGCCCUCACCCUGAGAGACCCUUGCCUGAAUCCUAGGAAUGUGUCUGCCCUGCCCUGCUGUAGGGUAGGUACAUCUUUUGUAAACCCUGAAACGGGCAGGGGAAAAACAGGGUUUUCCCCUCGCUAAGUCUGUGCUGCCCACAUUCCCCUCCAGAAGGAGGCCGCCCCCCUCUGGGUCUCCUGUGUCCUGCAAGGUGCUCUCUGAGGGUCUUCCCAGCCUUGGCACGUGAUGUUAGUUCUGGUCCUUGGCAGGUCUUCCUUCCAGGGGCUUCUGCAGCCCACACAUGGGCCUGUGGCCAGCCCAAAAUAAGUGCUCUUGGGGGUGGCUAUACCCCGCUACCUUCCUCCUCCUGAUGUCUCCUGACCUUUGAGCUCUGGUGGCUUUGGUCAGACCCUAGUUUCUCUACCCUGCUGUUGUGUGAGACCUCGUGGCAGUCUCUGUCCAAGCUCUGUGCCAAAGCUGCUGGUGAGACCUGGGCUUCCUGUGGCCCCUUUUGCCUUUGGUUAACUGCACAGCCCUGUGUGGGGAGGGGAACAGGUCCAGGCUGGGCGUUGGUGAGGCUGGUCCCUGCUGGGGGUGGAGGCUUGCUACCACAUUGCACCCUGGGGGGUUCCUUUCUGAGGCUGGCCUUGUAGCCUCCAGGCUGGCACACGUGCUGGUGUCCUGGGCAUGGGGAAAAUGCGGGGAGGGGUCAGGAAGAUGGGGAGCAGUAGGGGACAAGAAGAACAUCUGCAAAGCCUUGUGAAAUGUGGGGAAAUGGGGGGCCAGGGUGGCGAGGAGUUGGCCUCGAGAGCGCACACCUGACUGUGUGGGGUCAGGGGUCAGGGUGCACCGAGCACUUUGCACGGGACCCUCAACCCUGCCAGCCCAGCCUGAGCCCAGGAGGAGGGAAGCCAGCCAGCCCUGUCUGUGUUUACUGUUGUCAGAACGUUCUUGUGUUUUGGUUUGGGGUUCUUUGUUUUGUUGUGUUUUGUUUGGCUUGUUUGCUUUUUAAGGGGAAAAAAAUGUUUGUAAUUAUUUCAUCCAAAUCUCCCGUUAUAUAUCUGUGAAUAAUAAGGAAGAGAUUUUGUAAUAGCAGGAAAAUGAUGUAUAUUUUAGUUCAUUGCAAAACAAGUCAUCCUGAUAACGAAGGACACUGAGAAAAAUAA
This is a messenger RNA of Cynocephalus volans (Philippine flying lemur), 4534 nucleotides long. It is a transcript of the gene VAV2, whose product is annotated as vav guanine nucleotide exchange factor 2. Gene Ontology annotation, biological process: cell migration; intracellular signal transduction; regulation of GTPase activity. The transcript has 28 exons. Lineage: Eukaryota; Metazoa; Chordata; Mammalia; Dermoptera; Cynocephalidae. Gene Ontology annotation, molecular function: guanyl-nucleotide exchange factor activity; protein binding. Bases 1 to 2607 code for a protein of 868 amino acids. The record is from RefSeq and is a predicted model, not a curated record. Gene Ontology annotation, cellular component: cytoplasm.